UCAAUAAAAACAUUACAGGCCAUUUUAAUCCUAGCCUGAGGAAUCUCAAACUAUUUACUUUUUAAAAUCAAAUCCUCGUGGUCUAAAUAGCCUUUACUGCAAAUUUGAUUCAGUUUUGUUAAAUAGUUGCGCAAUUAUUUGGCUUUAAACACUCCAUCUUUAACUACGACAGCUACCUUCUAGUUAACCAAAAUAUGAUAUGAAAUAUUUUAAUAUAUAUUACAGACAUGGUUUUCUAAAAUUUUUUCCUUCUUAUCAUCGCUCAUGCUAUGAUGAGCUCAGCCGAGGUAUCACAAGAGGACCUAAAAAAGUUUGCAGUUGCCAACAACAAAUUAGCAGCUAAACUUUAUCCUAGAUUGAUUAAAGGAAACACUGACAAUGUGUUCUUUUGUCCCGCCAGUUUAAUGACAGGAUUAGGAAUAUUUUUAUAUGGAGCCAGAGGAAAUACCCAAAAGCAAUUAUAUUCUUAGGUUAUAAGGCAGCGUGUUUACCUAACAAGAAAGUUCCAGAGACCUUCAACUACAUGUUUACCAAUCAACUACCCCAAAAUGAUCCAAGCACACCCAAUUACACAUUGAGUUGUGCCGAUGCAGCUUUAGCAGCAAAGAAAGUCCAACUGGAUUGUGCAUUCAAAAAAGAAGUGCAAAAGCAAUAUCUCGCAACAGUAGCAAAUGUUGACUUUAGCAAAGCUGAGGAGGUUGAUCUUAAAAUCAAUUAUUUUGUAGCUGAACAAACGAGGGGGAAGAUUCGACACAUUGUAAAUGGUGUAAGCCCUAACACCUCAGCUCUGGCUGUAAAUGCUGUGUAUCUCAAAGGAAAGUGGGAAACGCCUUUUCCAUCGGAAUUGUCGAAGUCACAGCCAUUUUACUCACCAUUGGGAGAACAGUCUGUUCCAUUUAUGCACGUUAGCGGCCCUUUUCCUUAUACGGAAACGAAUGACUAUCAAGCUAUAUUUUUGCCAUAUGUAGGGCAAAAUGUUGGAUUAAUACUUUUUCUACCACGACAGAAAAAUGGACUGUCGACUUUAGAAAAGACUAUGACCCCAGAUAUGAUUGUGAAAGUCGUGAAUCAGCUCAAAACCGCAUCUGCCGUUGUCUACAUUCCAAAAAUCGGGAUUCAGUAUUUCAGAAAUUUCACUAACGACUUCAAGUCUCUUGGAGCUACCUGUGCAUAUGAUGGCUCUGGUGACUUUUCAGGUAUCUCAAAGAACAAGCAUUUGGCUGUAUCAGGUCCUCUGCAUAAGGCUUAUCUAGAAAUAGAUGAAGGAAAUCAAGAUGAAGGAAAUUAAGAUGCAGGAGAUCAAGAUGAUUGCGACCAGCCUAUCGAUAUUCCACCUGCUCAUUCGAAAGAAUUUACUGCGGAUCAUCCAUUCAUGUUAGCAGUUGUGGACAUCAGAGUUAACAUGUUAUUGUUUUUGGGUCGCUUUAUAAGUGUGUAAAAUGUUUUUAUCUGAAAUUGGUGGUGGUUCAUUAAAACAUAUGUUCCAUUCUAAAAUGUUAUUUUAUCAAAUAAAGAAUGGAUUUUUUCUUGCUGUC
This is a messenger RNA of Parasteatoda tepidariorum (common house spider), 1535 nucleotides long. Its product is annotated as antichymotrypsin-2-like. NCBI's taxonomy places the organism in Eukaryota, Metazoa, Arthropoda, Arachnida, Araneae, Theridiidae. The record is from RefSeq and is a predicted model, not a curated record. Gene Ontology annotation, molecular function: serine-type endopeptidase inhibitor activity.